Coffea eugenioides is the source of this 2107-nucleotide messenger RNA. RefSeq names its product FBD-associated F-box protein At4g10400-like. The transcript is spliced from 3 exons. Gene Ontology annotation, molecular function: protein binding. The coding region runs from base 332 to 1885 and encodes 517 amino acids. The record is from RefSeq and is a predicted model, not a curated record. NCBI's taxonomy places the organism in Eukaryota, Viridiplantae, Streptophyta, Magnoliopsida, Gentianales, Rubiaceae.
GCUGCAGUCUUAUUUCUGAAAAAAUUAGACCGCCCUUCCUAGAGCUUCCUAGUCAAGUAGAAGCAGGAUACUGGUCGCGCUUUGCUACUACCGGAUCCACCUUUCUCAUCGAUCACAGUGCAUUGGCUUUCCCCACCGCAACCGGCUACAACGGAGUUUCAACCAUUUGUCACUGCUUUUAGUGCAACCUGGUAAGACCAACCAAAUUCAGUCUUCAACUUGAUCUUUCGCAUUUUUAUUUUGAACGGUCGGGCCUUUAUUGGAUGAAUCGGUUGUUAUAAUUGGGCUAUUUGAUAAGUUUGUCUUUGACCUAUAACUGCCUCUCGGGGUAAUGGAUGCAAAUCUUGAUAUAUUAGUCUCCAAACAACAGAAGAUUAUUGAUGAUGGGGCAGCCUCGGUUUGUUUAGACAGAAUUAGCAACUUACCUGAUGAACUUUUGUGUCAAAUAUUGUCUUUUCUUCCAACCAAAUAUGCUGUUCGGACUGGGAUUUUAUCAUCAAGGUGGAAGGACCUUUGGGUUUCAGUCCCGACUCUUGAUUUUGAAGUCCAUUUUUGGAGGGAGUUUCAGGGCGAUUAUGAUAAGCAUAAGGUCAAGAGUUUUGUGAAGCCACGCAUGAAGAAUUUGUUCGAGAUUCUUAAUCGCAUUUUGCAUCUUCGUGGCAAUUUAAGAACUACAAAGUUUCGGUUUGUGUCUUCAGAUCAUUUUGGCCCCAAUAAACUGUUUGACUUGAUGGAUGUUGUAGCAAGGUGUGAUCUUGAAGUGCUUGAUAUUGAAUUGACAUCUGAUUCUAUUAGAGAUUUGCCUUGGUGCCUUUUUGGGAGUGAUAAUCUAGUCGUUUUAAAGCUCAGUGGGGAACUAGAACUAGACCUUUCUGAUGAUGUUUCAUUUCCAAAUUUAAAAAUCCUCUGGCUUAAAUCAGUAAAGUACUCUAAUGAUACAUCCGUUGAAAAGCUACUUUCUGGUUGUCCUGUCCUCGAGGAGUUGGAUGUGAAUAGACCUGGUGAAGAUAAUGUUUGGAAUUAUGUAAUCUCGGUGCCUUCACUGAAAAGGUUGACAUUGGAUUUUUCUAGUCUCCAAGGGGAUCCCGAUGAUGAUGAUUAUCUCUACUUGUCAGAAUCAGAAUCAGAAUCAGACAGCGAUCAAGAUGUUAAGAGAGAGCACCACCUUUUUGUUGAUGCACCAAAGCUUGAAUAUCUUAAACUCGUUGAUCAUAUGUCAGAUGAUAUAUCGAUCACCAAGAUGCCCUGCCUAUCUCAAGCGCACAUUUGUGUGGAGAAAUACUACUAUAUGGAUGAGGGUGUCAAACCUUAUUACGAGAGUGACGCUUUUGGAAUUCUCAGGGCUAUCUCUAACGUGAAAUGCUUAUGCUUGACUGGUUAUACUUUACGGACCCUGGUCAAUAGUGAGAAUACGGGAAUACCGAUAUUUCGCAACUUAGUCAAUCUGGAGUUAGGUUUCGAUUCGUGGAAUGGCCCAGAAAUGCUUCCAACUCUGCUCAGGGCAUCUCCCAAAUUAGAGACCUUAUACUUGCCUGAGGGAAUUACGUGUCCUGGUGAAAGAGAUUACAAUGUUAACGAGGAUAUAUUCUUCGAGUACCAAUGGAAACCUCCAAAAGAAGUCCCAGAAUGUCUUCUUUCUAGUCUUAAGACCGUGGAAAUUUGGAAGCUCUGUGGUGAAGAAGAGGAAGAGCUGAAGCUAGUCAAGUAUUUUCUGAAAAAUGCUGUGGUUUUGGAGAAGAUGACAAUUGUCUUUCACUACUUCCCCUGCCAUGAUAACGGCAUGGAUUGUUUCUCUGUGAAAGAAGAUGUUCUGAAGAAGUAUCCAAGGGGCUCGCCUUCUUCUAAGCUUCGUGUAUAUACCCCCGUAUUAGUUACGAAAGAAUAGCUGUUGCACUGAUUAUAAGCUUAUGCAUGCGAAGUGUUAUUAUUUUUGCUAUGAUCCUCAUCUCAAGUACUAGACUAUAAUCGUGAACGGUCGGUUAAUGUUAUGCAUGUCAUGAAUAUUUAGGGGCUUUCAACUAAUUCUAUUUCCUGCAGUUCUUCUAUGUCGAAUUUGACGAAGUAGGCACAUGUCACGUCUUUGUUGCGUUUAUGUUUUUAUAGCAGU